This is a messenger RNA of Funneliformis geosporum, 1227 nucleotides long. The record is from the annotation of a GenBank genome assembly. NCBI's taxonomy places the organism in Eukaryota, Fungi, Glomeromycota, Glomeromycetes, Glomerales, Glomeraceae.
AUGUCAGAUAAUAAAGGGUCAUUAGAUUGUCUCCCAAUCUAUUCAUUCCUUUUUCCGAAUGAAAAAAGCUCUAGCUUAUAUAACACUUAUGACCGAAGUGAGGUAGAAGAUAAAUUGGUUAUCAAAAUUGACCAAGAUGGCGAUCAUGCCCUGAAAUUUUCUAUUGCCAAUGACAUUUCUGAAGUAUAUGGUUUACUCGGGAUUCAUGAAUGUAUUAACGGUCAAAAACUUUUAAGAGCUGUGAUCGAUAUCGAUAUGCUGAAAGGGGAUAUGAGAACAGCUGGUGUUAAGGGACACAAAGUAUUCAUCUGGAUCUGUUGCUCUUUUAUAAGAGCUUUGUAUCGAAUUCUUGAUUGUAGCUGGAAAGAUAUUCUCAAAGGAUUGGUAAUUGCUACAUCUUCAGAUUCUAGCAAGUGUAGCUACCAUAUUUUAUACGCACCGGCUCUUCUUAUUGAUCAUCACGAACUCAAAGCAUUUACUGAAUUAGUAUAUGCCAUAACCACAAAAAAAGGUCGUGUAAAGCGUAUUCUUCAAUUUUCACUAAAUAAUAAGUGGAAUGAGCUUGAUUAUACUAGAGUUCAACCACCUACUAAUUUAGGGCUUAAAGUAAAACCUCAAAUGCUUAUGAUUGGACUAUCAAAGAAAAGGACUCAAAAAACUUCAAGUGGUGAAUUCAUUGUAAAAUGUUUUCAGCAAAAUAGUGAUGAGCGCGGGGAAGUUUUUGAAUGCGACCCAUCUAUUGCAGAAAAAAUUCAGCAAGAAAAUAAAAAAUUUCUGCAAUCCCUUUCAGCAACAGAAACAUAUGAGCAGAGAUAUGUAAGACCAUUAUCCAAUGAAGUAUUAUCCACACGUCACUCUUACUCAAAUGCUAUUACUACAAAACUCAAUCUUAAAUCAUAUUGUGAUAUCGAUGGUAAUAUAAAUCUACCUGAUCAUAAGAGGGUAGUAUGCCAGAUAGAAAGCUUACAUCAGAUUACUAAUAAUUAUAAAUCACAAAGUUAUUUGGUGGGUCAAUCGAUUAAGAAGUUAUAUAAAUUGAUCCAAGAGGCUAGACGUAUUAUUGUGAUGGAUAAUAAUAACCUAACUGACCUCAACAUUGAAUGGAUUAAGGCCUUUCGUAAGGAUAUACCUCUCUCUAUUAUCCACAAUACUUACCAGCCUCAGAAAGAUAAGAUAUUCCGCUUAGCCCCUAAUAAAGAAACAGUAUUAACUGAACAUUGGGAUUAG